This is a messenger RNA of Pichia membranifaciens NRRL Y-2026, 567 nucleotides long. RefSeq lists its product as hypothetical. Bases 1 to 567 code for a protein of 188 amino acids. The transcript has a single exon. NCBI's taxonomy places the organism in Eukaryota, Fungi, Ascomycota, Pichiomycetes, Pichiales, Pichiaceae. The record is from RefSeq and is a predicted model, not a curated record. Gene Ontology annotation, biological process: fungal-type cell wall organization.
AUGAAACCAGCCGUCUGCCUGCACUGGCUGCUGUCGCUCUGCGUCCUGGCGCUCGCCGUGGACACAGACACAACGACGCCGGUGACCACCACGGCGGCGCCGGCUACCACGGCGGCUACCACCACGCCCACAACUGCCGUCACGCCGGCUACCACCACACCGGCUACCACCACACCGGCUACCACCACGCCUGCGCCAGCUGCCACUGCCGCCGCCACAACAACGUCCUCGUCGUCCUCCACCACGGCGCCAACUACCAAAACCACAAACACCCCCACGACAACAGGCACCGGCACAACCGCAACGCCCGCCACCACGGACACAAACACCGGCACCACAUACACCCCGCUCACGACCCUCCCGAACCCAACCACAACCAGCAUCGACCACAACACCUGGGUCUGGCUGACCAUCACAAAGGGAGCCGUCGUGUACGCCACGUCCAGCGCCUACGUCCAGCAGUUCACGUCGAUGUACAGCACCAUCGCAACCUUCUCCUCGGGCACCAUCGGCCUCGGCACCAUCAAGGGCACGGUCGGCACAACCAGGGUCUACCGAACCGUCUGA